UCCCGCCCGCAAAAGUGCUAACAAUUACUCAGAAUCAGCUUAAUGUAUAUUCAUUAUUUAGUAAUUAAGUCAUAAGUAUAAAGUAUUUGUAUUUACUAUUUCAGUUUCAGACUUUAAGUACAUACAUUAACGAUUUCAGUCUAAAGUCUAUACCACAAUAUAUGAUAGUACCGUCUUAAAUCGUGGUUCAUAAUAUUAUUUUUUAUCUUUUUCCAUAAAAUUUCACUACAUUACGCUUUCUGAAAUUAAUCGGUUUUACAAACAUUUACUUAUUUGUAGACAAGUUAAACUUCUUCAAACGAUUCACGUACCAAAAUCUGUUAACCGUCUUCUGUAUUUAUAUCCACUGUCUAUUUUUGACUUUUGUGAUACAAUCUUAUACAUCAAUUUUCAAUUCUGGGCAUGCCUUAUUAAUAUAUUAUGAUUACGCAGUACCAUAAUAUAAAAUAAAAAAAAGUAUCACAUGAUGCCAGGCGACAGAUGUUAUUAUUAUUAUUGGGUAGUAGUUAUAAAACUAACCAGGAAGACUGAUUUUGGUUCCAACUAGGUAGCGCCAGCAAAAACAGCAGACUACAUACUUAGUUUGUAAUUUUGAAUUUAUAGAAUGAAAAUUAAUUAAUAUUGACCCAUUUUAUUUGAAAUGGAAGCAAACAAAAUAGAUCAAGAUAAACAAUCUUUAAUGAAUAUACUAGAGUCACUAAAUCUGAGUUCAUCUGAAAUUGAUGACACCGAAUUCAAUAUUCCUAAAGUCAAUGAUAUUCCUACUGUAGAAAGUAUAUUAAAUGAUGAAGAUAUUUCUUUAUUAAGUGAAGAUGAUGUUAUUGUCUACCAAAGCAAAUUAAAAGUUCCAUGGUAUGAUUCAGGAACUGAUUCUACUUCAUUGGGUAGCUCAAGUAGUUGUCAUAUAAACACAGAACAGCUACCAAAAUGCUUAAAUUUAAAAUCAGAUCCUGGACGAAUUUUACGUCAUACAAUUCUGAAGCCUGUUUCCAAUCAAAUGCAUUCAUUUUGCGAUCGUUUUGAUGCUGGACAACCUAGUGCUAUUAAGUUUUCGCUUCUUAUUGCCAUUGGUACAAGCAAAGGUUUUAUAAUCUUAUUUGAUUCUUUACAAACAUUCCAAUGGUAUCAUGAAGCUAUAAAUUGUGGUGCAGUAUCCGCAAUAGAUUUUAAUCACGAUUGUUCUCGACUAAUUGUUGGAUACAUAAAUGGAACAAUAAUAAUGUUUGAUUCUUCUUCUACUACUUGUAAAAUACUAAGAGUCAUGAAUGAUGUACAUACUCCAGAUACUGCGGUAUUGCAUCUAAAAUUCUCAGAUUUGCCGAAUUUAGCUAUUGUGAAUAAUAGUGCUGGCUCUGUGUUUGAAUUAAAUUUUAAAAGAAAUUUUGGUAUACGUAGUGUUGAAUCAAAAUGUCUAUUUUCUGGUGGUCGUGGAAGAGUAUGUUGUAUUGAACCAUUAUUAUUCAAUCAACUAGCCAAUCAUCCUAUGAAUGGCUAUGUAAUAAUAGCAAUGGCUACUCUAUCUAAAGUAAUCAUUGUUACAAUUCGGCCAAACACUGAACUACUGUUAUCAAACAAUAUAAUUUCUUCACGUCCAUGUUUACCAUUACUAUCUUGGCAAUUUGUCAUUAUACAAUUUAAUAAAACAUUAAAUUCAAGUCAUAGAAUUAUGGACCCAGUAUUAGCUUUUACACGAGAUGAUACAGUCUACUUUUAUCAAGUUAAUAUCAAUGACCAAGAUCGUCUAUGUUGUUGUAUUUUACAAAAAAUUAAAUUAUCAUACACAAUAAUUGCAUGCAGCUGGAUGAAUGCACGUACUCUAUUGACUAUGGACUCAUCAGAUAAAGUUUAUCUUGUUGAUGUUCGUGUAGGAGAUGAAAUGGAACAGUCAGAUCUUUUAAAUAUUUCCAUAGUUUACACUUCUAGCUACUAUAAUGGCAUAGAUAGUCAGCAUUUAGAUAAAUGUUGCUAUAGUUCAGUCCAUGGACAUAAUAGCCAAUUAAUAUUGUUAGGAAAGAAGAAUGUUCAUAUUAUUAGUAUAAGAAGCUGGAUUGAACGUCUAGAUAGUUUAACAGAUAAAAAACUAUUUAGUGAUGCAUUGCAAUUAGGUGUGGAUUUUUUGGAAGAAAGAGGAAAAGCUGUUCUUGGUCUUAGAGGUACAAGAGCCCAUAGACAUAAAAUAGUUAAAGACAAGGUCAUAAACAUUGUUGCUUUAUAUAUUGAUUCUAUGGUGGAUACGAAUAACUCAAUUAAUUAUAAGGAAGGUAUUCCUAUCGUAUUUGAUAUAAGUGUACAUCUACAAAAAACAAAUCUAUUGUUUAAUCGCUUAUGGGAUGGAGUAGAGUUAAUUGAAUCUUCUUGCAAAGUUUACUUGGAAUGUCUAAAGAACUAUUUAAUUGAAGGUCAAUUUGAUGAAGUACCAACAAUUAUAGUUCAAAAGUUAUUCACAUAUCUUUCACACUCUAAUCAAUUAAAAGAAAUUGAAAAAUGUAUGCUCAAUGUAAAAGUUGAAUGCUUAGACAUUGAACAAUCUUUAAACCUAUCAAGAGCUCAUGCAUUGUAUGAUGGUCUCAUAAGUAUCUGGACAAGGGCAUUAGAAGAUUAUUUAGCACCCUUACAAGAACUUAUUCCUAAAAUUAUUCCUUUGCCAAAUGGAGAGUAUACAGAUGGUACAAUAGAACUUGGAAACAAAAUUUUGAUUUAUUUAAGUGGGUGUUUAUUAGGUAUUGCAUAUCCUAAUCAAGGUUAUAUACCUCAACAUUUACAAGAUACGGUUAGGAAUAAUAUUGUACAAUUUCUAUGCUCUCAACACAGUAUUAAAGCAAAAGACGAUGAAGAUAUAUAUCCAUAUCUUAGAAUUUUGCUCAAAUUUAACACAACAGAGUUCCUAAAUGUCUUUUCAAUGGCGUUUUCCGAUUGUCGUUUUAUGAGUCAACAAAAACAACGUAUUUGUUGUAUUUUAACAUCACUUACAAUGAACAGUAAAGAUUUAAAAUCCAAUCAACUAGGUUUAGUUUAUGCAUUUAUAGUACGUUGGCAACAAGAUGAUUGUAAUUUUAUGAAACUUGAUAAACAAGUUUUUGAAACUGUCACAUCAAAGUUGAUAUCAACAGAACAAACAACACCAAUUGAAGAUAGAGAAAAAGCAUUUAUUCAAUUAAUACGCUCUGGAGCAUUUGACAACAAUCCUGAUUUAUUGAAAAUUGCAGAAGAGGCAAAAUUUUAUACUGUCUGCAGAGAAAUUUGUUCAGAACGUGGAGAAUAUAGUCAAAUGUUCAAAUAUUAUAUACUUGAUGACUCAAACAAAUAUCAAAUAUUUUCAUUUAUUAGUUCUAAACCAGAAUAUUUUGAACAACUUUCUUAUGAUAAUUCAAAGGUUUUACUGGAAAUUGACACAGUUCAAUGCGGAGUAAUAUUUGGAUCAUUUUAUCCACACCUCGUGUAUAAUGUUUCUAAUCAGACAAAAACAAACUAUCAGAGAUAUCUUUUUUUCAAAGGUGCAAUACCGUACGUAAAUUCUGAUAUGAAACUAUGCACUUGUUAUUUGGAACUUUUAUGUCAACAUGAACCAAAUGCUGUAAUGGAUUUUGUAAAAACACAUGAUUCAUUACAUUUAACAAAAGCAAUGGCUGCAACAAAAAGAGCAGGAUUAGACAAUGUUACAGCUAUAUUUCUGGAAAGAUUAGGAGAUUUCCAAGGAGCAUUUGAUUUACUGUUUAGUAAACUACAAGAAGCCAUUUCAAAGGAAAAUGGUGUUGAAGAAUGCACUGAAGUUUUAGUGGCAUUAGCUCAAAGAGGAUCUGCUGUGCUUGAUCCUAAAAUAACAUGGCUACCAAUUUUACAAUGUCUCCUGAAUCUUCGAUCACAUGAUCACUUACAAAAAGUUUUGGAUAACAGUGAUCUUAAUUUAGCCACUGAAAUGCAUUUACUUUUGAAUAGUUCAACAAUAGCUCAGGGCACUAUUGGACAUUUUAGAAAUCUUAUAAUGGGUUUAAUUGAUAAAUGUCAGUAUGAACAAGAUAUAUUAAAGUCCUUUGAAAUGUUACUUCAUGAUGAUUUACACAGUAAAUUAGCUGAUACAAUAACUGUAGCUAAAAAAGGUGUUAGUAAUCCUAUAAUAUGUUCAUCGUGUAAUCAAAAAAUUAUUAUGGAACCAAUGUUUGUUUUCAGAUAACUAGCACACAUUAAUUUCAUACAAUCAUACUGAAUAGACUCAAUGGUCACAAUAUGUAGCAUGGUGAACCACUUUUUACAAGGCUGGGCAAGUUAACUAAUUAUUUUAUAAUACAAAAAAAUGUAAGUUAAGUUUAAAGUUAAAAAUUACUUUUUUUAUUUAUUUAACUCGUUAAAAGUUAAUUUGAAAAAAAGGAACUUACCUUAGUUAAAAAUAAGGUCUUCUUUUUUACGUUAAAAUUAAUUACAUGAAAGGUCACUGGAAACAAUACAAAUAAAAUGUUAUGAACAAAUAAUAAUUGUCGACGACCCAACAAAUUUAUUGCUUAAUAGUUCAUAUAUUAAAAUCAUUCUGGGUUUUCUCGUUAAGUUAGAAGUUACUUACAAAAAAGAAUCUCGUUAAGUUAGAAGUUACUUAUGAAAACAAAAGUAACUUAGUUAAAAGUAACUUAACUUUUUAAUUCGUUAAUGCCCAGCCUUGACUUUUUAAGCCAAGGCUUAACAUUUAUGAUCCCAAAUAAAAAUGUUUGUCAUACCACUAGUUGUCAAAAAAAAGUACUUUCAGUAUUUGCUGGUUAGCUUAUUAUAUUAUAUAUUCUACAAAAACUAUAUUUAUUGUGUACAAAUAUAUCAACUAUUAAAUAAAAUGUCUGUUUAGGCUUAAUAUUUGAUUCAUAAUAUAAUGAACCAAAAAAUGUAGAGAAAACUAUGGUUAUACCUCUCAUAAC
Molecule: messenger RNA, 4898 nt
Organism: Rhopalosiphum padi (bird cherry-oat aphid)
Lineage: Eukaryota; Metazoa; Arthropoda; Insecta; Hemiptera; Aphididae
Gene: Vps8
Product: vacuolar protein sorting-associated protein 8 homolog
Exons: 24
Coding region: 641-4171 (1176 amino acids)
Biological process (GO): endosomal vesicle fusion; protein targeting to vacuole
Cellular component (GO): HOPS complex; late endosome
Molecular function (GO): protein binding
Source: RefSeq, a predicted model, not a curated record